Molecule: messenger RNA, 998 nt
Organism: Pseudopipra pipra
Lineage: Eukaryota; Metazoa; Chordata; Aves; Passeriformes; Pipridae
Gene: NPFF
Product: neuropeptide FF-amide peptide precursor
Molecular function (GO): neuropeptide hormone activity
Source: RefSeq, a predicted model, not a curated record
UCUCGGGGGGUCCCCAGAGAGGGGGUACCGGGGCAGGGGAGGGGUCCCUGUCUCGGGGGGCCUUGCUCCGGUAGGGAAGCGAUGCAGGGAGGAUGGGGGUCAGCACGGGCCGGGCUCCUGUUUUCAGGUAGUGCCGGUGCAGGACGGGGGGCCCGGCGAUGGGCCGGGGGUCUUGAUUUGCCGGUGGGGGCAGCCCCGGUGGUGGUGCCGGUUGCGGGUCCCGGGCGGGGCGGGGAUGUGCGGGACCGCCCCGUCCAUCCGUCCGUCCGUCCCCGGGGGCGGCUGUCGCGGCUGGUAAAUGGGUUUCAUUAGCCGGCACUGGUCCCCGCCGCCCCCCGCUCCCCCGGGAGCCCCCGGCCCGGCCCGGCUAUAAGAGGCGGUGGCGGCGGCGGGGCGGGGGCGAUGGCGGGGGCGAUGGCGGGGACGAUGACGGGGCGCCCGGCGCUGCUUCUGAUGCUGCUGCUGCUGGCGGGGACCCCGCGCAGCGCCCGCUGCUGCCCCGGGACCCUCGACCCGGCCCCGGUGAGCCCCGGCCCGGCCGCGCCGUCGGAACGGGGGGUUCGGUUUGGGACGGGGGAGGCUCGGGAUGAUUGGAGGGGGGGGUCACACUCCGGCUCCGGGACCGCCGUGACCCCCGGUCCUCCCCCGGCACAGGCCGCCGCCGCCGCCGCCCCCCCGGGGCCGCCCCCCGCCGCCGCCGCCCUGGGUGCGCUGCUCCGGUCCCUGCAACGCCCCGGCCGCGCCCCCGGGACCCUCCUCCAGCCCCAGAGGUCGGGGUGGGGGCCGCAGGGGGGGGCCCGGGCCCGGCUCAGCCCCCGGAGCUGGGACCCCCCGCUCGCCCCGUUCUGGACGAUGGCGACCCCGCAGCGCUUCGGCCGCCGCCGCUGAGCAUCCGGCCCCGAGUCCGUCCAUCUGUCCGUCCCUCCUGGAGCCGAGCCCCUCCCAAGCCCAUCCGUGGGUCCGUCCGUCACCCAAUAAAGUGGUGCCCCCACCCCUGA